UUUACACAAUCGAUUAAUUAUCUGUCUCGAGGCUCGAAUUACUGAACCAACGAUAAACGAUAAGAAUAAAAAAAAUAAAAAACACGUUCAUCACGCAUAUAAAUUACAACGCGCAGGUUCAACCUCCACUCUCUACCAAUUAAUUCAAAAAUCAUGUUUUCCGUAAGAAACACACAGUGCAUUUUUGUGAUAUUCAGCGUGCUACUCGCAGCAAGCUUAGCAGACGAAACCGAGUCUUGCAAAAGUAACAGUAGUUGUGUAAGUCUUGACGGGACCUGUGAAGGCACCAAAAUGUCAUCUCCAGACAGUUAUAAAAACGCCAAAUCAAUCUACGAAUUUACGGCAAACGAUAUCAGAGGAAAUCCGAUUUCGCUGGAAAAAUACAAAGGUCACGUAUGUAUAAUCGUUAACGUAGCAUCGCAGUGCGGUUACACAAAAAAUAACUAUGCAGAACUGGAGGAACUCUAUGAAGAAUACGGUGAAUCGAAAGGGUUGAGAAUACUCGCAUUUCCCUGUAAUCAGUUUGCAGGCCAGGAACCAGGCACUAAUGAAGAAAUUUGCGAAUUUGCAAAAACAAAAAAUGUUAAAUUUGAUAUGUUCGGAAAGGUUAAUGUAAAUGGAGCAGAUGCACAUCCUCUAUAUAAGUAUUUGAAGCAUGUACAGGGUGGCACUUUGGGCGAUUUCAUAAAAUGGAAUUUCACUAAAUUUAUCAUUGAUAAAAAUGGAGUACCAGUUGAGAGACAUGGACCAAGUACCAAUCCCAAGGAUUUACUUAAAUCAUUAGAAAAAUAUUGGGAAGAGUGAAUUAUUUUACUCAUAGUAAAAGAUAAAGAGGUAAUUUAGAAAGAAAAGAAGCACAAAUGCCGAUCAAAAUAAGUUAAAAGUCAUAUUUUUACACUAAAAAAGCACUUUGUUGUUUUGUUUAAAAUACAGCACUUUGUUGUUAGUGUUAUUUUGUACCAAAAUAUCAAAAAAAUACCCUAUAUUAGUACAAAACUGCAUUUUUUACUUUAUUCGCAGCUCUUUCUGCCACACUGUAAAAUUUUGAAUAGAUAGGGAAUGUGGUUGUGGUUGACUUUACGGACACAAAAAAUUUGGUCCAGUUAAGCUAAUCUUGUAGUUUAGUGUCUUCGUAGAUUCUUUAGUCACCCUGAAGUUUAUAUUUUAAUUCUACCUGGAUUUGGGAUAAUUUCCCAUAUUGUAAGACCAGAAAGAAGUAAAAACAGCCUUUGGAACUUUAAGAAUAUUGUAUGCAUAAUAAUAAUAAUAAUUGGAAUAUUAAGAUUUAUUGUCUCCCUUCAUUGGAAAGUUAAUUACUGAUUUUUAUUAAAUUUUGUCCCCUCUCAAAACGAUAUUGUCGACUUUUUCAAUUUUCUAAGAUCUAUUUUAUGUUUAUUAAUAAUUUGGCACUAAUUUUGUUUCAAUAUUCAGUUUUCUACAUAAGAAAAUUAAUUUUUUAAUGGAUAUUUAAUAAAUUUGAACUCUUAUUCCUUCCUAAGCAAUUUUGUUCAUUUUUCUAAUAUGUAUUUUAUAUUUUUUAACAAAUUAGCCCCAAAUUUGUUUCAAUAUUUCAUUUUCUUCAUAAAAAAAAUAAAUAACUUUUUAAUAGAUUUUUAUUAAAUUUGGCCCCCUUAUCUACUUCCUAAGCGAUAUUAUUAUUUUUUUUAGAUAUUUUUAUGUAUUGACAAUUUUUUCAGUACUCCGACUUCUUCAUAAAAAAAAAAUAAAUUUUACCAUCCCCUCUUUAAGUAAUUUUGUCGACUUUUUGAUAUUUAAUGUUUUUUUAACAAUUUUGCAUCUAUUUUAUUUCAAUACUCCCUUUUCAUUGCAGGAAACUAAAUUUUAAUGGAUUUUAAUUAAAUUUGACCCCCAACAAAAUCACUUAUUUGUUCAUUUUUCUAAGAUGUAUUUUAUAUUUAUUAACACAAUUUUAUUUUGAUACUCCUUUUCUCAAAAGAAAAUUAAUUUUGAAAUUUUUUUUAAUAAAUUUGAUCCCUUUAUCUCCCAUCUAAGCGAUUUUUUUGGCAUGUAUUUUAUAUUAUUUAACAAUUUGACACCAAUUUUGUUUCAUAACUGUUUUCUUCUUAAGAAAAUUAAUUUUUUGUUCUCAAAAAUCAUUGUUAAUCGUCUCAGUUUUUGUGUUUUGUUAAGUGAUUAAAAUUAUUAAUGUUAAAGGAACUUUGUUUAAACUCGCAUCCACAACUGACUUGAUACUAAAUAAAGCGUUAAAAUUUAUAUUAAAUUUGACUACCUCAUCUCCUUCAUAAGCGAUUUUGUUCAUUUUUAUAAGUUGUUUUUUAUAUCCAUUAACAAUUUGGUACUAAUUUUAUUUCAAAACUCAUAAGAAAACUAUUUUUUAUACAACUGCUAUGAAAAGUAGCGUAUUUCUCAUAACUUACUUAAUUUCAAAACCAUAUAUUGCUCAUACCUACUGUGAGAAAUAUUUUUUCUCACGGCACUUUGCCCACACCACAUACAUUUAUAUGGAGAAUCAACAAAAAUCAGCUUUAAAUAGUUGUCACAACUGUCAAAUGAUUAUAGUUUUUGAAAUUUUUAUUAAUAUAACAAAACUUAUUAAAAAGAAAUGACAUUCCGGAUUUGACCAUACAAAAUUGUACUAAUUUUACUAUUAACUAUAAUUUUAAAUAAAUUAUUUAAC
Psylliodes chrysocephalus is the source of this 2659-nucleotide messenger RNA. Lineage: Eukaryota; Metazoa; Arthropoda; Insecta; Coleoptera; Chrysomelidae. The record is from the annotation of a GenBank genome assembly.